AUAACACAUAAUAUUGAGAAUGGCUCCAUCUUCACCCCAUAAUACUUGCAACGCCGUAUGUGUCAUGGAUGCUUCCACCCCUCUCGGCACUGCCCUCGUCCACCGCCUUCUUCACCUCGACUUCACCGUCCACGCCGCCAUUCAUACUAAUAUGCCUGAGUUUAUGUUUGAUGGAUUUGAUGACAACAAGAAGCUUAAGAUCUUCCACUCUGACCCAUUUGAUUACCAUAGCAUACUUGAUGCAUUGAGAGGGUGUUGUGGUUUGUUUUACACUUUUGAUCCUCCCCAACACCUCCCUGCCUUCCAUGAUGAAAUGAUGAUGAUGAUGAUGGAAGAAGAGGAGGUAAGGGCAGCACAUAAUGUGUUAGAAGCAUGUGCUCAAAUUGAAACUAUUGAUAAGGUUGUUUUUACAUCUUCUGUCACGGCUGUUAUUUGGGGCCACCACCAUCCUAAUUCUACUUCCAUUUCUCAUUUGGACGAAAGAUUUUGGAGUGAUGUCCACUUUUGCCGCAAAUUCAAACUGUGGCAUGGGCUGUCGAAGACGCUAGCAGAGAAGACCGCGUGGGCAUUAGCUAUGGACAGAGGAGUCAAUAUGGUAUCGGUCAACGCAGGGCUAUUGGUGGGCCCUGGUUUGACCAUUGAUCAUCCGUAUUUGAAUGGAGCGGCUGAGAUGUACGAGGGUGGAUUAUUUGUGACCGUUGAUUUGAAUUACUUGGUGGACGCUCACAUUCGCGUUUUCAAAGAUCUCUCAUCCUACGGUCGUUAUAUAUGCUUCAAUCACAUCAUUAAUACGCAUGAUGAUGCAGUUGAUCUCGCCCGCAAAUUGACGCCUUUGCCCCUAAGUGAACAACAGCAGUAUACGACGAUGAUUCCACAAAGGAUAAGCAACAAGAAACUGAACAAAUUGUUAAUGAAUUCAACGGGAGGGGAUCAAAUAGAUUGAAUGUUUAAUUUAUUUACAGUGAACAAUAGCAGUAUACGACGAUGAUUCCACAAAGGAUAAGCAACAAGAAACUGAACAAAUUAUUAAUGAAUUCAAUGGGAGGGGAUCAAAUAGAUUGAAUGUUUAGUUUAUUUUUAUGAAAACAUAAAAGAAAAUGUAUGAUACCCGUCCAUUAGUUAUUUGGGUAGUUGUUGGGUAUAUGAUUUUUCAAAUUUAUAUUUCAUUUAUUUUUUUUUAAAUAUAAUUUCAAUAAUUUAGUUUUUCGGAGAUGUUGAGAAACAAUGUCAGGAAAGCUGUUUUCUUGAUUUCUCAUGAAGCAUAUAUGCAAAUAUUAACAACGUAUAAUUUGGUAAACUUAAAAUACAACGAACAUUAAAUAAGGAAAAUAUGUACAAGAUAAACAUGAAUAUAUCUCCUAAUACCU
Molecule: messenger RNA, 1367 nt
Organism: Benincasa hispida (wax gourd)
Lineage: Eukaryota; Viridiplantae; Streptophyta; Magnoliopsida; Cucurbitales; Cucurbitaceae
Product: cinnamoyl-CoA reductase-like SNL6
Molecular function (GO): oxidoreductase activity, acting on the CH-OH group of donors, NAD or NADP as acceptor
Source: RefSeq, a predicted model, not a curated record